Messenger RNA from Pistacia vera, 1954 nucleotides. Its product is annotated as FAD synthase. NCBI's taxonomy places the organism in Eukaryota, Viridiplantae, Streptophyta, Magnoliopsida, Sapindales, Anacardiaceae. Gene Ontology annotation, molecular function: FMN adenylyltransferase activity. The transcript has 17 exons. Bases 109 to 1626 code for a protein of 505 amino acids. The record is from RefSeq and is a predicted model, not a curated record. Gene Ontology annotation, biological process: FAD biosynthetic process.
AUAAUGAAAGAAAAUUAAAAACAAAGUUUUUAUAUUAGUUUGAGGUUUCGUUGCAGUUUCCUAUUUCUGAAGUUGUGAGUCCACGAGAGUCAGUCUAUUAAAAGGUCUAUGGAGAUCGAUAAAGCAAUCAGAGAAAGUGAUGAUCAGAGGCUCAAGACCAAGUACAACAACGCCAUAUAUGUUAUACGAAGAGCUCUUGCUUUGUACUCCAUUGAAGAGGUUGCCUUCAGCUUCAAUGGAGGAAAGGAUUCAACUGUUCUGUUGCAUCUACUUAGGGCGGGCUGGUUUCUGCAUAAAGGGGAACAGAGUUGUUCAAAUGGGAGUCUUAAUAACUUUCCAAUUGGGACAAUAUAUUUUGAGAGUUCUUGUGCAUUCCCUGAAAUCAAUUCAUUUACCUAUGAUACAGCGAAAGUAUAUGGUUUGCAAUUGGAUAUCAUUCGCUCAGAUUUCAAGUCUGGUUUGGAGGCUUUACUAAAGGAUAAACCAAUCAGAGCUAUUUUCCUUGGUGUCCGAAUUGGUGAUCCUACUGCGGUAGGCCAAGAACAGUUCUCCCCUAGUUCACCUGGAUGGCCAGCUUUCAUGAGAGUGAAUCCUAUAUUGGAUUGGUCAUACAGAGAUGUGUGGGCCUUCAUUUUAACUUGCAAGGUGCCAUAUUGCAGUCUUUAUGAUCAGGGGUAUACUUCAAUUGGAAGCAUAUAUGACACAGUUCCAAAUGCAUUACUGUGUGUCAACAACUCAUCCAGUAGCAAAGAAAAAUUUAAACCUGCAUAUUUGCUUUCUGAUGGAAGAUUGGAGAGAGCAGGUAGAGCAAAAAAGUUUUCUCAACAAGUUUGUGGUCAUCGUCCAGUGAUAGCAAAUGGCAUGGACGAUAAUGAUUUACAUAGAAACAGCAUGCUCACAGCAUCAGCCAUUGCUGUGGGGGAUGAGGUUCUGUUUGGCACUGUGGAGGAUCAAUUGGGACCUUUGUUGUGUAAAAAGCUACAUAGCGUUGGUUGGAAAGUAAAACAAACUGCUGUUGUCCAGAAUGAUGUAGAUUCUGUGGCUGAAGAGGUUGACCGACAGAAAUCUGCUAAUGAUAUGGUUUUUAUAUAUGGAGGGGUAGGCCCAUUGCAUUCAGAUGUUACAUCAGCUGGUGUUGCGAAGGCAUUUGGGGUUCGCCUGGCUCCUGAUGAAGAAUUUGAAGAAUAUCUAAGGCAUCUUAUUGGUGAACACUGCACUGGUGAUCGAAAUGAGAUGGCUCUGUUGCCUGAAGGCAUCACUGAACUAUUGCAUCAUGAAGCGCUGGCUGUACCUAUGAUCAAGUGUCAAAACGUUAUCAUUCUUUCUGCCUCAAACGUCGCUGAACUGGAAAAGGAGUGGAAGUGUUUGAUUGAACAACUAAGAUCUAGUGGCUUGUCAUUGAUGGAACCGUUUACAUCAAAGAGCUUGUCAACAAAUCUAUCAGAUGUAGAAGUUGCUCAACCUCUGUCAAAACUUUGUCUUGAAUUCCCAGACCUUCAUAUUGGGUGUCAUCGCAAAUCAAGAAAAGGGCCGCUCAUUAUUCAUUUUGACGGCAAGGAUGAAGCGCGAAUUGAAUCAGCUAUUGAAUCGUUGGGCAAGAAGUUCCGUCCAGGGACAUUCUCAUAAGUUGCUUAAAUUGGCAGAUUUACCCAUCUUGAAGUAUUCUAUCAAGCUUCAGGGACCUGGGAGCUCUAUUUGGCUCUGAUUAUGCAAGUUAGAAUCACAACUCUCUUUGGAUUCUGAUGGGACUACAACUGGAAUGGGAAAGAGCAUAAAGAUCUGAAGAAGAUUGCCAAAAAAUGCUCCAUAACUGAGCAAAGCCCUUACAAUUACUUUAUAAAGAAAAAUAAUAUACCGCUCUCGUGAUGAAUUAACAGAUCCAAGAGAAAAAGGACUCUGUAAUAUGUAUUGGUUCUUAGCUAAGAGGGAAUCAAUCUGACGGCAUUAUUCAAAA